Hibiscus syriacus is the source of this 1183-nucleotide messenger RNA. RefSeq names its product receptor-like protein 6. Lineage: Eukaryota; Viridiplantae; Streptophyta; Magnoliopsida; Malvales; Malvaceae. Gene Ontology annotation, molecular function: protein binding. The coding region runs from base 14 to 1183 and encodes 389 amino acids. The transcript is spliced from 4 exons. The record is from RefSeq and is a predicted model, not a curated record.
AUCAACAUAUACUAUGAGGCCUUCACUUUCAUUUUCAUGCUUUCUUCUCAUCGUAGCUCUUGUCCAAUUCAUUGCCUUUUCUUCCUCGUCUGAGCAGCCAUCAGUGCUUUGUCACAGCGAUGAGCGUCGUGCUUUGAUGCAGUUCAAGGAGAGCUUCAUCAUCGACAAGCAUGCUUGUUCUGCUACUUCGUCUUCUUAUCCUAAGGUUGAUAGUUGGGAUUCACAAGGUGUGGAUUGCUGUUCAUGGGAUGGCGUAGAGUGUGACCAAAUGACCGGUGUCGUGAUAGGCCUUGACCUCAGCAGUGGUUGCCUUUACGGCUCCAUCAAUUCCUCCAACAGUCUCUUUCGCCUCCUUCACCUUCAAAAGCUUAACCUGGCUUUCAAUGAUUUCAAUCACUCUCUGAUUCCCUCUGCGUUGGGCAAUCUUUCCAUGCUCACGUAUCUUAACCUGUCUAGUUCUGUAUUUUCUGGUCAAAUACCCUCAGAAAUUUCAAAGCUCUAUAGGCUAUCUUCCCUGGAUCUCUCAAAUAAUCAAGAGUUUAACCCUUUUCGAAGGUUGUUGGAACUCAAAGAGCCAGAUUUGAAUAAUUUGAUACAGAAUUUAACAAACUUGGAGAAGCUUCAUCUGUCGUACGUAGAUAUGGCUUCUCCGGUUCCCAGUGUGUUGGCCAACUUUUCGAAGCUCACCUCCCUUUAUCUCGAGGGUUGUGGACUGCAGGGCAUGUUUCCAUCAGCCAUUUUCCAGCUUCCCAAGCUUGAAACUAUUUGGCUGUUACACAAUCAUGUUCUCACAGGUUACUUGCCAGAGUUCAGUUUCAGCAACAAUCUUAAAACGUUGGCGUUGUGGAAUACAAGCUUUUCUGGUGAGUUACCUGCAUCAAUUGAGAACCUUGAUUCCAUGGAAUUCUUGGGACUUGGUCACUGCAACUUCACAGGGUUAGUGCCAUCUACAUUGGGUAAUCUCCCCAAUCUCAAGUUCCUGGAUCUUGCAAUCAAUUCUUUUAGGGGGUCAGUAUCGCCGACGCUGGCUAAUCUCACCAAGCUCGAUUAUUUGGAUCUUGGUAGUAAUUAUUUUACAGGUUUUAUUCCUCCUGAGCUGACCAACCUGACCCAACUCACUGAUUUGGACCUGCAACAGAACAUGUUACAAGGAUCAGUUCCAAGCUCACUUUUUCGACUGUGA